UUGGACAUCACAUCACUCAGCCUCAGCUCAGAUUAAUUGCACACAAGCUGAAGAGCACACAGCCAUGGCCAUCAGCAGCAGCAGCAGCGGCUCGGUCGUCGUCGCAAGCAACAGGCGCCUCCUGCUCGUUGUCGCCUUCGCUCUGGCCUGCCUCUCGGCGUCGCCGUCGGCGGUGGUGUCGGCCCGCCGGCGCCCCGUGCGGCUGCGCCUGUACAUGCACGACAUCGUGGGCGGGCCGGGGCAGACGGCGGUGCGGCUGGUGAAGGGUCCGGGGCCGGAGAACCCGUCGAUGCACCCGGGGAACUACUUCGGCGACACGGUGGCGGUGGACGACCUCCUCACGGCGGGCCUCGCCGUUGACUCGGCGCCCGUCGGCCGCGCGCAGGGGACCUACAUGACGGGCUCCAUGAGCCGCCCGGUGUUCGUGGUCGCCGUGACGCUGCUGCUCACGGCGGGGCCCUAUAACGGGAGCACGCUCGUGGUGGCCGGCCGCGACGACACCUCGCUGCCGGUGAGGGAGCUCGCCGUGGUCGGCGGGACGGGGGCGCUGCGACGGGCGGCAGGGCACGUGCUGUGGAGCACGGCCAGGGUGGAGUCCGCGCUGCACGCCGUGCUGCUGCUGGAUGUGCACGCGUCCGUGCCGGCGCCGAGCAAGGCUGCUGCUGCGGCGGCGGAGUUGCUCGUCAGGUCUGCCUGACCUGACCAGUGUGAUGUGUGAUUCAGAUCGAGGUCAACGGCGCGUGAUCGAAUCGAUGAAAUUAACGAAUUUGGUUCCACGAAACUGUGUGCUUGAGUGGUUAGUAUUUUGUUGGCCGUUCUUGUUCCAAUGUGCUCUUGUAAACUGUACACAAGAAAAGGAAUAAGUGACCUUUUGCAUUGUCCUGAGUCAAUGGUUCAAACGUAAUAUUGUUGUAUAUAUAGGAGGCAAAAUUUGUUAUAGGAAAGUAAAGUUUUUACUAGUGGACACCGAAAAAUAAUGGAUUUGCUGUU
Messenger RNA from Sorghum bicolor (sorghum), 990 nucleotides. Its product is annotated as dirigent protein 1. The record is from RefSeq and is a predicted model, not a curated record. Bases 65 to 697 code for a protein of 210 amino acids. The transcript has a single exon. NCBI's taxonomy places the organism in Eukaryota, Viridiplantae, Streptophyta, Magnoliopsida, Poales, Poaceae.